AUGGAUAGCGCUAAAUGUACUGAUAUGACAGACUCCCAGAUCCAGGUCCUUAAUUUUCGACCUGUCUCCUUUAUUCCCCACGAUCCAGAGGUCUGGUUCGCGACACUGGAGACUCAGUUCGAGAUCCGUCGCAUAACGAACCAGCGGCUUAUGUUUGCCUAUGCCCUGGAAUCCUUACCUGGGGACCAUAUAGCGGCUGUUCGUGAGGUCGUCCUCAACCCCAACGCCCCAGAUGCCUACAAUCGUCUCAAGGAGGCGAUUCUGCAGCAUUUCCUCCCAUCGAAGGAGGAACGCUUGAGGACUCUUUUAGCACGUCACCCUAUGGGUGAUGCUAAACCGAGCCACCACCUCACGCGCCUGCAAUCACUAGCAGGACCGACAGCGGCUAACUCAGAUAUAGUCAAGGAGCUGUGGCUCGACUCACUACCAGCCCAUGUUCAGCCUACGAUCGCCGCCCUGCCAGAAGAUAUGCCGCUAAGCCAAGUUGCACUAGUGGCAGACAGAGUGAUUACACGAACCGGCCAUCGAGACAACUAUACUGUUGCGUCCACGUCACAUACCGGCGUGGGCCUCGAGGCCAAACAGGGUAAAGCUCAUAAGGAUCAGGGUUGCUGUAUACACAGCCGUCUGAGUUUUUCAGACCGUUCCAAAGUACCUGAACCCUACGUCCUGCGAGCACGAUCGCGAUCACGUAAGGCGGUAAGUACUCGCCCCCAGCGGGCAUCUUCCAAGCCACGCCAACGAGCGGCUUCGGAAGCGAGUACCGGUUGGUGCUGGUUCCAUCGGACUUUUAGGUCCGCCGCCCGCCAUUGUCGACCUCCAUGCUCAUACAAGGCGGGAAACUCCCAAGCCGGCGAGUAA
Molecule: messenger RNA, 861 nt
Organism: Schistosoma turkestanicum
Lineage: Eukaryota; Metazoa; Platyhelminthes; Trematoda; Strigeidida; Schistosomatidae
Source: the annotation of a GenBank genome assembly